AUGCAAUUCUCAACCGCAGCUUUUGCCUUUCUGGGCCUCGCCCUCACUGCCUCUGCAGCCGACGAGAAGACCUGCUUCCCUUUCCAGACCAACAACGUUCCCAAGUCCAUCACCGAUCUCGAUGUCCAAGUCAAGGUCGACUGGGCCACCAAGCUGUGCGCCCAGGUCAACUACUCGAGUGUGGAUGCUCAGUCUCUCACCACUGACGUUGCGGAUGGUGUUGUUGCAACGGAGGACGGAAAGACUUAUGGAUUGAACUUGAUUUCUGUGGCGGUUCCGAAUGAGCAAAAGUGCAUUGAUAAUGCUGCGGCUACGCUUGGGCCUGAUGUCUGCCCUAGCGGUGGAGCUUUCAUUAAUUUGGACAGUGAUGAGGAGGAGUGGUUCACUAUUGUUGCUCUUAAUUAG
Messenger RNA from Trichoderma citrinoviride, 405 nucleotides. RefSeq lists its product as hypothetical. The record is from RefSeq and is a predicted model, not a curated record. The coding region runs from base 1 to 405 and encodes 134 amino acids. The transcript is spliced from 3 exons. NCBI's taxonomy places the organism in Eukaryota, Fungi, Ascomycota, Sordariomycetes, Hypocreales, Hypocreaceae.